Diorhabda carinulata is the source of this 28802-nucleotide messenger RNA. RefSeq names its product ATP-dependent DNA helicase pif1-like. Gene Ontology annotation, biological process: DNA repair; telomere maintenance. NCBI's taxonomy places the organism in Eukaryota, Metazoa, Arthropoda, Insecta, Coleoptera, Chrysomelidae. The record is from RefSeq and is a predicted model, not a curated record. The transcript is spliced from 6 exons. Bases 10697 to 12205 code for a protein of 502 amino acids. Gene Ontology annotation, molecular function: DNA helicase activity.
ACCUGUAGGGGAAAGAAAAAAUAAAGAAAAUGUCGCACAUACAAAAAAAAGGUAAACACUAACCUGCCAGUUGAGGUUCAUUAUCGUAAUCUUGAUCCAUGAGCCGCUGAUUACAGUGAGAAAUCUCAUUUCGAGUCACUGAUUCCUCAUUUUGAAUAAUCUUGAUGUUAAUUUCAGUUUAACUCGCGCAUUCUAAGUUUGACAUACCUUGAGCGCUUGUAUCAACUUGUGUUGAAACAUUAUUAGAGCUCCGAGUGUUUCCCUUGAAUAAAUAUAUCAUUAUAAAGACUCAAGAUUCACGAAUUAGAGACGUUUAGAACAAAAUUAUGCAUUUUUUAACUUUCCGCUAAGAAGAUCUAUAUUUUUUUCUCCUCAGCACAAUCUCGAAAUAUAUUGUACAUAAAAUUAAAUUUCUCCUAUUUCUUAUUUCUUAGACCUUUUGAUAUAUCAAUGCAUUUAAAUUUUCUGAUUUUAGGUCUUUAAAAUAGCUAAAGGACAUAAAAUCAAGAACAUUUAGAUGAAUUAAAAUUAAAUUUAUAGCAUAAAUAAAUAAAUAGAGGUAUCUAACCUACCUUAGAGAGAGAGACCUUUUUUUCCGCUGCUGAUCAAUCUCAUGCUGAAUAUGUUUCACCAAAUCUUCUUUCUUUGGAUACUUUUGUUUUGCUGUGUUCCAUAACUUUACCACUUCUUCUUGACAGCAUUUCUUUGUCUUGUAGAUGUGUCUUUUAACGUAAGCAUUAUAAUAUUCUUGAAAACUCAUGUUUAAUCAUUAAAAUAGUAUCAAAAAAGUUGUUAAAUAAAAUAUUUGCGGGCAUCAACAAAGCAGGUUAUAGCACUUGUACUUGCGUCGUUGUUACUCGGCUCUUUACGCUGCGACAUUCAUCGAGUCGAGCGUAUCGAUACGGCUGGUCGAAAGCACAUAAACAAUCGGGGAGCUAUUGUGCUACUUUGCGGAGUUCGGGGUAGUACGACAAACACCAUUGUGUAAAAUUUCGCAUAUAUUUUUAUUCUAGAAAAAUUUCUUACUUCAAUUUAACUUUACUUUCACACAAUUCUACAUGGUUUUCUAUUGAAAAAAAAAAAAUACGUGAUAUUUGUUGAAACCUCCCUCUCCCCAAGUGAGAUCUGGAAAGAUUUAACUUGACCCCCUCCCCCUUUGAACACCUCACGGAACUUAUGGACGCCACCAAAGACCGUGGCAAAUAUUAUUUUCUGACUUUUUUGAUUACCAGUCCAAAAGCUAUUUGUUAAUUGUUGACAGCUACUCUCAUUGGUUGAAAGUUUUUCCUAUCCAAAAUAAAACAGCUUUUUCUAUGAUCAAGCAUUGUAAGGAUUUGUUUUCUAAAUUUGGUGUUCCUGAUAUCUUCUAUGCUGAUAAUGUUCCCUAUAACAGUAUAGAAUUUAGAAAUUUUACUAAAUCAUAGAAUUUUGAUUUGGAAUUUUCUGUCCUUUUUUAUCACCAGUCAAAUAGUUUUGCAGAGAUAUAUGAAUGAAUAUCUCUAAAAACAUGAUUAAAAAAUGUAUAAUGUUUUCGAUGCAUCGAUUUAUAUCGAAUAUCCCUAGUCCUGUCAAGAGAUAGAAAAAAGAAGAAGAUAGCAAAGUGAUAAAAAACAUGGUAGCUUGAAAACCUGAUAAUGAAAGUGCUAAUAAAUAAAACUACUAGUUAAUAAAUAUGUUUUUAAUAAAUCAUAUAAAAAAAGAAAUUGAACAAUAAACAACGAAACAACAUGAAACAGUUGAUUGACUUGUAUGCAAAAUACAGGAAUGAAGUUGGUACUUUCAAAGUAAAAAUGGUUAAAAUUAUGAAGCUGAAGAAAGCCACAGAGUUUAAAAAUAUUAGCAUCCAAAUAACACCAACAUUAUGAAUUAGUGAAAGGUAGUAGAAAGAAGCUUCAGUACAUAUGCGGAUAACCAGAAUGAAACAGGAAACAGCAGAAACAAGUGAUGCGUACUAUUUAUAGUAAUAAUUAAGUUCGGUGGGUGUACAAGAAGAGAAGUUGCCAAUUCGUGAAACUUAUGAGAAUGGGGACUUGGUUGGAAUGCAGUUCAUUAUUAUGAAACCCUAGCAUUAUUGAUACAUGCAUGGCCACAAGAGAAAUAGGGGAAUUGUUGCAAGAACCCAAAAAAACCCAUAUAAAUUGAUGAGUCCUGUUUAUUCACAAACGAUAUACAAUCGAGGACGCAUCACUAGGUGUUUGUGGGAAUUUGUCAAGAAGAUGGGAAAUGUUUUUGUUUGCCGUGCCUUUCAGGAGAAAAAAAGUGUGGCUUUAUAUUAUUGGCCAGUACUUAGAAUCCGGAACUACUUUUAUGUCUGAUGUGUGGAAUUCCAAUACCAAAACUACAAAAGUAGAAGAUGAAUUUUAUACACUUCACUGUUAAUCAGUUCACUGUUAAUACGGAAACUGGAGCACAUACAUAAAGAGCAAAGAGAAGGUUGAAGUAGUAAUUUGAAACUGAUUUACCGACUAAGAUGUUAAAAUGCAAAUAGUAGAAAACAAGAUUAAUCGCAUUGAGUAUUUGCUUUUUGGAUGGAUCGAUAUGACUUGAUAAUCUUACUAAUCUCCUUUUAUUCAAUAUGUAGUAAGAAAGCUUUGUAUAGCUUCAGUACAAAUGUGCGCUCUGAGGUCGAGAGUUGGUUUCCUUCGAUUAAUUUCCUUCCAGACUCCAAAAUACAAGAACAAUGAAAAGGAAUUGACCGGCUGAUUUAAGAAAUGGUUAAAAUGGACUGGAGAAGUCAUUAAAACGAUAGAUAGGAGCAAAAAAUGGAUUCCCUAUGUAAAAAUCAAGUUCAUUUCCUCCAAGGAAACCAAAAAAGAAUUGACCGGUUGGCUUAAGAAAUGGUUAAAAUGGAUUAGAAAAGUCCUUAUCACGAUAGAUGAGAGCAAAAAAUGGAUUCACUAUGUAAAUUUGUACCGUUUGAAGAUGUUUUGGAGGUCUUUCCAAUAUUGAAAUGCUCCAUCUUUUGAAUGUCAACUACAAUUCAUUAAUGGAAACACAAAUAAUAAUGAAAGAAAAUUUGUAGGAUGCCACUUCAAAUUAUUGUAUUCAUUAUUUGACAGGAAAAUGAUUUUUCUAUACUCAUUUGAAGAGUAGUAGUAUAGGAGCUAGUAACGUUUUUGAGAGAGAAUUCCAGGUCAGUUGAUUUUUUGAUAUGUUGAGUAAGAAACUCUUUCGGUUAGAGUCUGGGCUACCUGGCUAGCAGUAGCGUUUGCGUUUGUUAAUGCGUAUCCUACUUGUACAAGUAAUAAUCCUGAAUUUUUUAAUAAUUAUUGAACGCGUAAUUUUUAAAGUUUUGAAUUUAGAUAGGUCUCCCAGACAUACAUUUUUUAUUGCCAGACAUUUUCAGUGUACAAAUUUUUUAUUUCCUAAAAUCAAAAAUUCCAAACAUUUCAGAAUGUCCGUAUUUUUUAUAUUGUAUUCUUUGAAGAUAAAAUAGUCUAAAGAUAAUUUGCCAAAAAAAUUAAAAACUCAUGUAAAGUAUUGCCCUAUGAUGCUAGUAGUCAAAGAGAAAGAGAGUUGUAGAAUAUGAUCAAGAAUGAGACAGAAAAUAAUUUCAAAAUUACGUUACUUACAUUCCUUCUAUUCAGAACAAAUUUAUAUAUAAGAAAUUCAAACAUUGGAACAGAAAUAAAAUUGGAAUAAAAUUCAGUUAGAGAGAAGAAAAUUGAAAAAUGCGUCAUUAACGUUUUAAAAUUUAUUGAAUUUAUUGAAAAUAAAAUUUGAUUUAUAAGGCCUAACUUUACCUUUUCUAAAAAAUGCUGGCGUGUACUUACAUCCAGUAAGCACCUGGAAACAUGGUAUAGCUUUCUAUAAAGAGACACCAAGGAUUCGGUACAGUUCAUUUACGUUGUUGUAUCGCUGAUGAUUGCCUACACCCAUAUUUUUCCAAAUUUUUGAAAGAUGCGUUUAAAUGAUCCAUAUUUCCCAGAAGUAUAAUUUAAAUAUCAGAGUCUGAACAGCAUAUAACAAAUUCUGCGUCUAAAUCAAUUUGACAAAUCGAUGGUUUUCUGACGCAACCUCGUAUCUCAAAAACUACUACUUUUCAGGAAUGACAAAAAACAUUUUAUAAUGAAAUUGAAAAUUUUUUUAAACAAUUUUUUUUAUUAAUUUAAAAAAUAUUCACUCUCUUAAUAAAUUUUUGAGAUAAGUUUAGCAUUUAAAACAUUUAAUCAUUAUUUUUUCUUUUAUUUUCUGAGAUACGUGUUUGCUGCAGAGGAAAAAACGUAACAUACGUGAUUGCGUAGUAAUCUUUACAAAUAUAAGUACAUGGAAAAGUUUUGUUAAUUAUUUUAUUUUGCGAACAAAUUAACUUUUUAAAUCAUUCUUAAUCGAAUAAAAAUGUUAUUGUUUAACUUUUAAAUAAUAAGAGUUCUUAAUUAUUACAAUAUAUUACUCUUUUAAAUCUAGAUAAAUUUGUUGUCUUAAUUCUAGUAUUAGUAUUAAUAUCACAUAGUUUCAUUAAUACUUUUAAUCACUUUCAUUGGCUUUUCGAAUAGAAUUAUAAAAUAAAAUAAUCAUCAAAUAUUAUUUUUUUUCAUUGCCUACAGACAAUACUUGCAGAUUUAAAAAAAUAUCAUUUUUAAUUUUCAUUAUUCACGUAUCUUAAAUUUCCAUAAAAAGAGUGAUAGUCCUUAGGUAUUAAUUGUUUGAGAGAUAAUAAGUCCAUGUAUUUUUGUUUAGUUAAUGGGAUUUCUUUAGAAUAUAAAGCCUUAAUAUCAGUAUUGACAGAAAUUUUUUUGUUCAAACGUUGUGGAAGAUCCUCCCAUUCGUUAUCAAAGGAUAACUUAAACAUUAUCUUGUCUUGACUAUAUUUUAAUCCUCUCAACUGUAAUACUGUUGGUGAACCAGUUUUAUUUCCAGGCCGAAUUGAUUUGUAAAAUUUUAAAUCAGAGUAAUUUUUCAAAAAUUUAUAAUCAAGAUAUUUAACUUUGUACGGUUUUUUCAUCCUAGACUCUUCAAUAAUUUUUACAAAGUUACACGGUGCAUACAAUUCGCGAUCUUUUUUACGUCUUUCUAUUGCUGCAUGAACCGAAUCACAUUCCAUCUGUGUGUGACCUUUAACUAAAUAUUUUUGACAUAUUUCAAUAUUAUUUUUUGCAGCGAAUUGAUAUAAAGCGUUAGCUAUAGUGACAUUGCGGUUCUGGGCACUGCAACCAUCACUGUAAAAUACAAUCGGCGUAUCAAGCUCAACUUCGGUUUGUAAAAAAUCAAGAAGACAAGACGCAAAAACGUUGCCAUCCAUGCCACCUUCACCUUCGUGCCAUACAUAACACAAUACAUCUCCAUUAGCUAUAUUAUACACUGUAAAUUGAUGACACUUUAAUUUCUGUUUCAAGUAAAGAGCACCUGCUGGUAAAUGUGGUAUCAUUUGCACAGCCUGGACAUCUACAGUGAAUGCCUUGAUCUCUCCAGCAAUAGCCUUUGUUUUAUCUUGUUCUUUUUCAUCCCGAGCACGGUCUUUUUCUUUCACAUGAUUAUUGUACUCUUCUAUAGAUAUAUUUUUAUUUUUAAAAGCAAAACAAGUAUCGCAGAAGUCUUUACGCGGUUGAAAAAUGUCAAUAUUCAUAGAUUGCAUUUUUUUAAGUAAAAAUCCAUAGCUAGGCACUUCAUUGUCUGGAAUAUUCAGCUCUUUCAUAGAUUUUGAAAAAUCCCGGUAUACAUCUUGAGCAGACUUGUAUAAAUUAUCUAAAUAUAAUUUUGAAGUAUCUUUUCGGCAGUAGUGUGACUCCAUCUUGGGCAACUUAUUUAAAAAAUUCUCAACAUGUGAUAGCUUUCCUUUGACUUCUGUAGAAUUUUUUCUAGUGUUUUUGAAUUUUGUUUUUUUCAAUAAACCGCAAUCAUCACUUUUCUUUACCCAGUUUAGAACUUGGGAUUCUCCUAAACUCAAUGUACUCAAUAACAUUUUUUUACAUACUAAUAACCUUUGAUUAUUGACCAUCAGAUAAUAUUUAAGAGUGAAAUUCCGCCGAGAGUCCUUUGAAUUUUCUUUCCGAGGAAUAAUUUCUUUGGUAACAAGAGAGAUCACGUAAGACUUCUUUUGGUCCCAACUUAAGUCCUUCCAAAAUGAAUUGAAAAUUUUUUUUCUUGUUUUUUCAGAAAUUUCAUUGCACUUUUUGUUAUGACUAGCAGCACAUUUUUUUGACGUACAUCCUGGUUUUAUUUUUCUUUCAUUUCUUUGAGUUAAUGAACUUUUCUCACUCUUUUUCCUAGUUAUGCUAAAAUAACCCUUACCUUCUUCACGAGCUUUUUUUACUUUAUUUCGUUCCCAGUCUUUAGUUUCGCCUUGAUUCUUACGAGCCCUUUUUUUUGAUAUAAUUCCUGAAUGCUCACUAAGAGUAGUUAUUGAUGGACGAGAUGGACUUACGUCACUAGUUGCACUGUCAGUUUGGUUCAAAACUAAAGAGUUUGAAGAAUUUAACAAUCCACGUGAUGAAUGUGAUUGAUCUGAAUCUACUACAAAUAGUCUAGUAGUUUCAUCUAAGUGCAUAUUUAUAAAUAAACUAGAAUCAACAUUCUCCUCCUCAUCUUCGUCCAUUGGUGUACAUUCCACAGGAACAAAAACUCCAGUAGCUUCAUCAAGUACCAUUUCUACUUCUUGACUGUCACUUGUCGUAUUAUUAUUUAUAUUUUCGGAUGACAUAUUUAACUCUAAAAAAUAUAAAAUUUAGUGUCAUGUGAGAAAUGUGUCAGUAAUAAUAGGUUAGAAUUGAUAAAUAUUGUAUUGUUAAUACUUACUGUGAUAUUUUUCUACAUUCCAAUGAAAAAUGUAUUUAUUAACUAUUGUUUAUUCACCGUCAGUGAUAGUUACAUUAUAUGAGUAGUUAAAUUUUUUUAAAAACAUUUAACUAAAUCACACGACUGAGAGGGAACUUGUUUAUGCGCCAUAUUGUAUUUUAAGAUACGAGAUUGCGCAUGACAUAGUUUUUUGAAUUGAGAUACGAGAUUGUAUUUUUUUAAAUAAAAAAAAAUUGGAUGAAUAUUUUUAUUUAUAACUUUACAGAUCGAUGCGACGAUAUUUACCGAUUAAUUUUCCGUUUAAAUCCCAAAAUCGUUAAAAAUCGAGUUACGAGGUUGCGUCAGAAAACCAUCGAAAUGUGGAAAAUAAUUCUAGAAUCAGCUUCUUCUUGUUUUUCACAUGAUAAUGAUUCUUCAGAAAUUUUAAUAUAACUUUGUUAUUUACAAUUUUUUAAGAAAGACAUUUAUUAGAACUUCCGUAAAUUGUUUUAUUAACAAUAAAAGUUAUAACAUUUCUUCAGUAUCCCAGUGAUUAAUGAAAAAGUUAACAAGGGCUUCUUUGAAUUGGAUAUUUUUGAGUUCUGCUCCAAAAUUAUGUGGCCGAACUUGAUUUGAACCAAUAUAUACUGGACAAGUUGAUUAUUCUCGGCGUGAACGCUCACAAUCUUUGAUAGACGGCAAAAAAUAUUGGUCGAAGAUAAUGUCAAUCCGAAUAGAUUUCUUAUGGAAGAUAGUACUCAGAAAUUUUUUAGAUAUACCGUCAAAUGUACAUCUUUCAUUAGAUGCAACAAAAAGAAAACAUCAAAAGAUGACAUUUGUUGCUCAACAGUGUCUAUGAGCUUAGCUAACUGUGAUGUGUUAGUUUUACAGAUUGAACCAUCCGGAUGGCACAUUGAUGUUGGUAUUGGAGUAAGUGGGAAUGACAAAAUUUUCUCGAUAUAUGAACCUUAUGAGUGAAGGAAAUCCCCAACAUUCUACUGAAUAGAAUCACAACUCAACAAUUUUAUUCCCCAAAUCAAUUUAUUUUCUUUGGCGAUUUAGCAAAAUUAAAGACUUUAGUUUUUUUAUUGGCUUCACAAAUCUACUUUCAUCUUCAACGCAUUCAUUGACAAAUUGGUUCCUUAAAUCAUUAGCAUUUUCUCAUUAUUUAGUAGAAAAUCCGCAACCUCAGGAGAAGCAGGUCUUGAAGUAGCAAUCUUGUACAAAUUCUCCUUAUAUAAUGUUUGAUCAAAUCAAUUUUUUUCGAUUAUUUCAAUGAAAUCAGCAAUUUGUUUUCCAUAGCUUUUUAUUCUAUUGGGUUGUAAUUUUGCUGUAACAUCUUACCUUAAGACAAACAUCCAAGACAUGUGCGUUGACGUGCAGCUAUAAAAUUAGUAAAGUGAGCAAUUCCACUCAGUCAUUUUGCCACAUCGGCAUUUAUAGUUGGUUCUAAAGUGAGAUCUAUUGGUUCUCAUGAGAAUGGCUUAUCAGUUCUCUUGACUCCAAAAUAUCCUUUAUUAAAAUCAUCUUUUAGUCCGGGAUAGGUUUUAAUGACAUUAUUCAAAUUAUCUGAAUAUUUUACUCAAUAUCGAGCGUAAUUAGGUUGAUUAAUCAAUUGAUUCGUGUUGGUGAUAAAUGUUCUGAAUAACAAUUCCCAUCAUCUUAGUUCAAUUCGCUAUGGGAAUUAUUAUCUCUACUACUCCACAGUAUCAUGUCAAGUUUAUUUUCCGUCCAAGGUGUCAAUGUAUCUUAUCAAAAUUGUCAAAGGCAACACCAGGGCACAGUGAGGAAUUUAUAAUGAUGUCUGGCGGACAAACUUGAUACCUUUGUAACGACGCAAUUGUUGCUUCUGUUUCCAAUUCUUCUAGAGUAGUGCAGUUACAGCAAUGUCGUAAUCUAUUUGAAGUAUAUAUUUUUUUUACUGCUUGUUGGACUUUUCAUCGUCGUACCAAGAGUAAUACGUUACCCAAAAAAAUGCAUCAGCAGCAAUGGAGGAACUCAAUCCAUAGUAAUUUUAACCGUUAAACUUUGAGGAAUCGAUCUAAUUUAUCUGGAAUCACAAAUUCGCUAGCAAUUAAAUCGCCAGUUUUAUUUUUUGGUAGUUUUGAUUUUUCAAUUUUUAAAAUAGUUUCUCGCAAGAUUAAUACGACUUUCUCAAUAAGGUCGUUUUCUUUGAGUUUACUAAGAUCAUCUUAUAAUAAACUAGAAUCUUUAACAGGGUCGAGCCUAGGGUAUCCGUCGCCCGGAUGCAAGAAUAAAAUAUGCCGCCUUAUUAGCGUACCUAGUCGACAUUUGAUUAGUGAGGAGAGAUAUGAGGUAAAUUUCUAGUCUAGUAGGAUAGAAAAGUACCUACCUACGCCGGGAAAAUAUUCAUUAGUAAAAAUCGUCUCUAUCUAGCAAAUGUGUCUAGAUCUUAUUGGAGAUAGGAGUAAUUGUCUAAUUCAACUUCUUUCUAUGUGCAUGAUCCUUUUCUCCUUUAGUUUUCCCGUUUCUAGUUUGUGCUCUUGUGAUGGCUAAUAUGUGAGAGUUAUUUAUAUAUAUAUAUAUAUAUAUAUAUAUAUAUAUAUAUAUAUAUAUAUAUAUAUAUAUAUAAAAUGAAUCGCAAAAUGUGUUGGUAAGCGCAUAACUCAACAACGCCUGGACCAAUUUGGCCAAAUCUUUUUUUAAAAUGUUCGUUGAAGUUCAAGGAUGGUUUUUACGGCGAGAAAAAUUAGAAUUAUUGCUGGAAAAACCCUAAAAAUAGCUCUUUUCUUUUUCCCAUACAAAUGAUUUGUAACUAAAACGUAGUCAAUUUGAGCACUCACUGUUGUCUAAGCAAUGUAGGUGUGUUCCUAACGUCAAAAAUCAUAUCUAUCAAAACAAUGUGUGUGUGUGCGUUGGAGCACAGAAUACAUAGUUGGAGGAGUUUAAUGUCGCGUUCCGAAACUCGCGUUUCUUUUGUAUUAGUUUCGGCACGCGAGAUAAAAUGCAGCAGUUUCCACGUCAUUACAUCAGUCAAACAAAAAUCGCGUUAGCAACAGUGUUUUAUUAUUUUUUUGACUUCAAGUCAUAUCAAAUUAAAAAAAAAAAAGUUGUCUGUUACCUAAUCUACUGAGUUUGCUUUUGUCAACUGAUACACGAAACAAAUUCGUAUAUCGUGUUUUUUGCAGAGUGUUUAGUUAGUUAGUGUUUGAUUAGUUCGUGAUUAGUGAAAAAAUAAUGUAUAUUUGAUAUGCCUCCUAUAAGACGAAGCAAUUUAGGUAGAAGAACCAGAAAUGCUACAAACCAAGCUAAUUACCGAUCUAAUCGUACUGCACAAGAACGUGACGACGGAAAUGAACGUGAAAGAAUUCGGAUAUCACAAACGCGUGAAGCGCGAGCGCGACAUUCAACUAAUAAUCGCGCAAGUUUGAAUCGAGCUGCUUUCAGUUACGAUGUGUCAAUUGACUACAGUAACUACCAAUGUGUUGUUAUUGGUUCUAUGAACUCGGUUUGCUCACACUGUAAGGCAUUAAAAUACAAAAACGAAGCCAAUGGAUUGUGUUGCGCAAAUGGUAAAGUGAAAUUGAUACCAUUGGAUCCACCACCAGAACCAUUGUACUCAUUGGUUUCAGGAAUAGGAACAGAUUCUAUACACUUUUUGACACAUAUCCAACAAUAUAACAAUUGCUUUCAAAUGACUUCAUUUGGGGCAACAAAUGUAGUUCGGGAAAAUUUUAUGCCAACUUUCAAGGUAUGUAUUUACUUGAAAAUGACGCUCAUUGGGAUCAAACUCUCAAUGAUGCUGUAAUAUCAUCACACGCUCAUCAAAUACGAACAUUGUUUUCUAUAAUCAUAUCUACAUGCUUCCCAUCAAACCCAAUUGAUUUGUGGAUCAAGUACAAAGAUUAUAUGUGUGAUGAUAUUUUGUAUCAAAUACGGAAUAGAAUGGGAAAUCCAAAUAUACAAAUCAGUGAAGAAAUUUACAAUGAAGCAUUGAUUUCAAUUGAGGACAUGUUUGAUAAUGUCAAACAAACUAUUAAUUCAAUUAGGCCUGACCGCGCCCAAUCGUUCAAUGCAUGACGCUUUUAACCAAGAGUUGCAUCGAGAAAGACUGUAUGAUCUCAACGCUUUGAAAGAAUUAAUUCAAACAAAUCUUCCACUGUUAAAUGAACAACAGAAGUAUGUAUUUGAAACUCUUAUGAAAGUAACAAAUGAUGAAACUGGAGGGAUUUACUUCUUAGAUGUACCUGGUGGUACAGGAAAAACUUUUUUGAUUUCAUUAAUAUUAGCAACAAUUCGCUCACAAAAUAAAAUUGCACUUGCACUCGCUUCGUCGGGAAUCGCAGCAACUUUGCUUGAAGGUGGUCGAACAGCCCAUUCAGCACUAAAAUUGCCAUUAAAUAUGCAAAGCAAUAAAACUCCAACCUGUAACGUUUCGAAGAACUCUGCAAUGGCAAAGGUUUUGCAGCAAUGUAAAUUGAUUGUUUGGGAUGAAUGCACGAUGGCACAUAAAAAAUCUUUGGAGGCUUUAGACAGAACCUUAAAAGAUCUACGGAGCAAUAAUAACCGAUUUGGUGGUGCAAUGAUUUUAUUAGCAGGAGAUUUUCGUCAAACAUUGCCAGUGAUUCCACGAUCAACGCCAGCUGAUGAACUCAAUGCAUGUCUAAAGUCCUCCAAUUUGUGGAAACAUGUCAAAGUACUUCAUUUAAGCAAGAAUAUGCGUGUCGAGUUGCAAAAUGACCAAUCUGGAAACAUAUUCUCUAAACAACUCAUUGACAUUGGUAAUGGCAAAUUACCUAUAGACUUGUUGACUGGCUGCAUUAACUUUCCUCAAAGUUUUUGUCAGUUAACUCAAUCAAAAGAUGAACUUAUUCAGAAGGUGUUUCCAGAUGUUUCUCAAAAUUACAGAAACCAUGAUUGGUUGAGCGAACGAGCUAUACUGGCUGCAAAAAACAUAGAUGUAAAUGAAUUAAAUUUCAAAAUUCAAGAACAAAUUACAGGCGAAUUGAGGAUAUAUAAAUCAGUUGAUUCGGCUACUAAUCAAGAUGAUGUAGUCAACUAUCCACCGGAAUUUUUAAACUCGCUGGAUUUGCCAGGAUUGCCACCUCACAAUCUUCAAUUAAAGAUCGGAUCGGUGGUUAUAAUGUUGCGAAAUAUCAACCAACCGCGUCUUUGCAACGGUACAGGGUUAGCGAUAAAAAAAUUACUAAACAAUGUGAUAGAAGCAACUAUACUCAAAGGAAAGUAUAAAGGAGAAGAUGUUCUCAUACCGCGCAUCCCAAUGAUUCCGACUGAUGUGCCAUUUGAGUUUAAACGACUACAGUUUCCAGUGCGGCUUGCUUUUGCUAUGACUAUAAACAAGUCCCAGGGGCAAUCAUUAAGUGUUUGUGGUAUUAAUCUAGAAAACCCAUGUUUCUCACAUGGUCAAUUGUAUGUUGCCUGUUCCCGUGUUGGAAAACCAUCAGAUUUGUUUAUCUAUGCGCCAGGUAAUCAAACAAAAAACAUCGUAUACCACAAAGCACUACAAUGAUAAUAAUAAUAAUUAUUUAUGAUUCACAUGAUUAAAAAUAAAGCGAUUACUUACUUUUAAAUCCUUAUAUAUGUUUUAUUUAAUUAUUUUUUAUUCACAACGCCCUAUCACCAGGGUGACGGUUCUGUUCAGGAGAAUUUUUUAAAAUUCGUAGGCACAAAAACUUCCACAUUACAAAUCUUUUUGACAGGACGAAGUCUGUCGGGUCAGCUAGUAUAUAUAUAUAUAUAUAUAUAUAUAUAUAUAUAUAUAUAUAUAUAUAUAUAUAUAUAUAUAUAUAUAAACAUAUAUAUAACUUUUAAUUAACUGGAACCGUGUUUUGAUCAUGAAAUUUGAAAACGCAAUAUUCUAAAUUGAACGGUUGCCUAUAAUUAACAUUUUAGGGAUUGGAAUGAGUGUGCAGAAAUUUUGUUGACUGCUACCAAAGGCAAAUUUUACAUGGAAGGGUUUUUUGACAUAAGAUUUUUAGAAAUAUUUCUCAGCAACUGCUGGUGUCACAAAGGAUCUUAUGCUACCAGUAUUAAUUAAAACUUUAAGAUUUUGUUACGGAAAAAUUAUAUAGGGUAACACGCUUUCUGAAUUAUUUAAGUUUAACAAUUCGAUAAUGUUUGGUUUGGUUCCGAGGCUGGUGUCUCUAAAAAAUUAUCGGAUUCAUCAUUAGUGCAAUCAGAAUCGUCUAUAUUAUGGAGUUCUUCCGAGAUGAAGAUUCUAGGUUGAUUAGGAUUGUGUUGGAACCUAUUUUGAUCAUUUUGAGGUUGGGGUCUAGAUGUAUUUCUUGUAGACAUACUCAUUGGAGUUGGAUUUGGAAAUAUUAGGUUCUGAUUGGGUUUAAAGACGUUUUGACCAUUAUUAGAAAAGUUUGUAUUAUUCCUAUUAGAAGGGAUAUAAGAAGUUGAUGGACGAUUUUGCGGGUUUGAUGCGGAAUUUCGAUUAGUAUAUUGAUAAUUCGGCAUAGAAUUUUGCCUAGGAGGUAGCUGCCUAUAUGCCACAUUAUUUUGGACUUCCGUACAAGUAACAUUUGAAAUGGUUGAUUCCUCAAUGUAUUGCUAAUAAUUCUUUUAAUUGAUAAGAGGUACACAUAUCUCUGCAAAAUUUGGAAUGAAACGUCUGUAAUAGUUACAGAAUGCAACGAAUAUUUUUACUUCACUCGCAUUUUUCGGGACUGGAUACUGUUCGAUUACUGAAUAUUUUGCUCUGGGGAGACGCCUUCACUUGAUAAAUUGUGACCUAAAUAGGUGACUUGUCGCCUGAAGAAUUUUUGCGGAUUUAGUCUCAAAUUGUAUUUUCGACAAGCAUCAAAAACUUUUCUAAGAUUGUCUAGGUGACGUUUUUCCGAAAUUCCUAUUACUACUAUGUCAUCCAUAUAGAUAAAUGCUUUUUCUGGAGUUAAACCCGAGAAUGCUAUGGAUAUCAUUCAUGAAAAACUGUUUGGACUAACGUUCAAUCCGAAACUUAGUCUCGUGAACUAUAACGAACCUUUUUCUGUGCUGAAGGAUGUGAAUUUUUUAGAAGUUUUUAAUGUUUCUCGUAUCUAUUUCAACAUUCUCAUAAUUCAUGUUUAAAAUUCAAACAUAUGGAUUUUUACUUGAAAUGAUUGCUCUAGCUAAAAAUACUCCCUGUGCUAUCUCUUGAUGUUCUACUAUUUUUUCUUUUCUUAACCUUUUGAAAUUUUCUGCCAACCUGUAUAUUUCACAUCUAGGUGGUAUAGCUAAUGUGUCAUAUUCUGGGUUUUCGAAAAUUUGGACAGAUACUGGGAUUCUAUUUUUGCUCCUUAUAUGCAAUUGCCAUUGGUCAUAAUCUAAUAUACAAUUAUUGCUGCUAAUAAAAUCUCUACCUAUUAUCCCAUUUGUAGGUAAAGGAAAAUUUUCGUAUGGUACAUGAAAGUUGUGAUAAAAAGUUGUAUUGUUAAUGUAAAGAAUUAUAUUAAUUUUUCCUAAUGUUGUAGCUAAUCCUUGCAUUAUUAUGCCCUUAAUGCUUAUUUUUUGAUUAGUCUGAAUUAAUUGUUGUGGAAAAUUUUGUGAUAUUUCAAUUAAUGAAAUGUCUGCUCCUGUUUCUAAGAUAAAGUUGCAGGUGUUAUCUGAGAUAUUAGUCUGAAUUUCUACAAAAUUUGAAAGUGAUAAGUCAAGCGUAUAAAUUAAAUAAUUAUCUAAAAUCGUGGAUUUAUCAUUUGUUCUACCCUAACUAACUAACCCCAACCGUUGAUUUUCAUUUACGGUUUCACUCUUGAAAACUUGAACUGUAAUUUCUUGACCUGUAAUUUCUUGACCUGUAAUAGUUUUGAUUACUCUCAUAAUACAGUACUUGCUGAUUUGUCAUGUUAUCUACUGAAACCAAUUUCCUAAUUAUUUCUAGUGUCGAUUAGUUACCAGCUGCGAUUAGUGUCUUGGUCGAUUCGGAUGUGACGUUUGUCAUUAUUGAUUUUAUUACGUCGUGUAUUUUUGUGCUAAGUUCUCCGGCAUUCCUUCGGAUAUGUACGCUGUUUGCAGGUUUUCUGUCAACUUUUCAAGUUCUGUGGCGAAACUGUUUAUAUCUUUUCCUGUUUGUUUUAGUUUAUCCAGUUUUGCUAACAGGAGACUGGGAUUAUCUCCUUUGAUUCCACUUUUCAACUUUCGGCUUAUUUCCUCUAACGACGUUUCUGUAGUUAUUAAAUUUCUUGCUUUUCUGUAAGUCUUGUUUUAACAAUUGCUACAGCAUUUGUUUCGUUUCCCUGUAUGUUCAAUUGCAGAAGCUCCAAUGCGUCUAAAAAUGAUUGCAACUUGCUGGCUUCUCCGCUUAAUUCUGUUGGUAAAAUUCUGCUACCUAAAUUAAAAAAAUUCAUUCAUACUCAACGCCAUUUCACCUUGUAUAUUGUUUGUAAUAUUUCACCCUUUAGUUCUUGCAAAAUUGAGUGUGGUAAUGAGAUCUGAUAAUUUAAUAUUUCAAAUAUUCGUGAUAUUUUAUCUUGAAUCUUAUCAAAUUUUUUAUUAUAAGAGCUUACUGAAUUACUAAUUACGUCCCUAUGUAUUUCGAGUUUCUUUAGAACCUCUUUUUUUAAAACUCUUACUUUGUCUAUUUACAUCUUCCACUAUUUCUUUUAGCUUAAUAUCAAAUUCUUCCCAAGUUAAUGACAUUAAUUAAGUUUAGUGUGUCUCGGCUGGCUUUAGUAUAAUCGUACCAUACAUAAAUACAUAAAAUCUAGAUAUAGGAUAUAACCAUGUAACCUUAGUAUAGACAUAAAUAUUAAAAAUUUAAGAAUAUAGACACAAAGAAUAAGAAUAUAUAUAACCAUAAAUUACACGUACAACUUAUCAUACACGAAUUUCGUAGAAGUACUUACAGUUUUUAUACACUUAGGGUUGCGACUGGUGCCUUUAGAUCUCAGGUAUCUUCUGUGUGUUUUCCAGACGGACCAUACCAGUUUCAGGAUUAGAAUGAUCACUAUUACGUACAUUAGCUCUGUCAUUUGAUUCAUUAAUUGUUCGUCCUGGACUAUGAAAUUGUUAUUUACGGCUCCGUUGUCUUGGACUUCUUGUUUUGAUGAUUUGCCUCCCAUUUUGUUUCUUAAUUAAGGAUGUUUUUGCUGAAUCAGUUAGUUUACUUAACAUACAAAAAUCACUGGGUGUUUAUUACGUUAACAUAAUACUUACGGCUAAGCCUUUUGACACUAAAUACAUUUUUCUAUAAUAUACGUAAAACCGGCCUAAUAUACUAAGUCGACGAACUACCAUGUCGAGAAAUCAUGUUUCCAUUAAUACUCUCUCUUUCGUAUGAAGUGUCAGCAAUAUAUAUGUGUUUUCAUGGUUAUUGUGUACUCGACAAGGCUGGUAUUGUUUACCUCUAAUGAAAGUGAACACGAUCUGUAUUUGUUUCUAAACACCGUACUGUUUUUAAAUUCCUUCGAGUUAUUUUAAUAAUUUAAAAUAUAAAUCUUGUUAUGACCUUUUCGAGUCACGUUAGUUCGUUUAAUAAUAAUAUCUAAAUUAUUUUAUGAAAUUGUUAAAUUACUUAUCAAUUAUGUAAUUAAUUAAAAAUAUAUAUAAUCAGAUAUGGAUUCAGUACACUUUGUUUCUGGGUCGUAGAAAUGUACCCAAGUCUCAUCCAUAGUAACAAUUCGGUUUAAGAAGUCUACAUCGUUUUCAAAUCGUGCACAGAUCAAACGCAAUGCUCUACCCUUCCACGCUUCUUGUCAACAUUCAAACAUUUGGAGAUCCAUUUUGCAGCAAUUUUUCUCAUGUCUAAAUUGACGUAAACUAUAUAAUGAACGCGUUCGUAUGGAAUAUUCAGUGCUGCAGAUAUCCGUUUUAGCCCAAUUCAACGAUCUGAUAAAAUCAUGUCAUGAACUACAUUGAUAUUUUCGGGGAUUGACACAGAAACUGGCCUUCCCGAUCGGUCAUUAUCUUCAAAAGAAAAUUUACCUGUUUUGAAGCUUGCAGUCCAAUUUUUCACGGUCGCAUACGAACGACAUUGAUUACCAAGAGUAUUAAGCAUAUCUUCGUAAAUUUGCUUACCUCUUAACCCUUUUAAUUAAUAAUUGGAUUAAUACCCAAAUUUUAUUUUUUGGAGACCAUUAUGUUUGCCAUUCAUAUUGGCACCGUUAUCCUGACCUCUCAUGUCGGCAAUAUUAAUAUCCAUUUCUUUCAAAUAAUUCUAUAAAAAAUCAGAUAAUCCCUAGUAGUAUUUGUAACUGGGCAAAAUCCUAAAAAAUGUUCUCCAAUUUCUAUACUUUUUGAAUUGUCAUUAAUGAAAACGAAUCUAACAAUAAUUGUUAUCUGGUGGCUGAUAUCAGGUGUACAAUCAAGAGUAAUUGAAAAAUAUUUACAAUAUUUUAAGGUUUCAAUAAUAGUUCUCUUUACUUCUCCUAUCAGGAAACUUAAUUCAUUUUGUAUUUUAUUGUCCAAAUAGUGUGGCAUUUUUUUGCUAUCUUUUUGAACCUUAUCAAUAUGGUUCGGCCAUUACGUUAUCAAAUGUUGCAAUUGUCUGUUGCAAUUGUCUCCAUAAGUUUAAAAAAAUUGCCGUUACCUUUUUUGAAAAGUAUUCGAGUGUCCAUCUUUUAUUUUCCAGUUGAAUUAAAUUUUGAUUAAAAGAGUCGACAGUAAAACUUUUCUCAAUUGAUUUCUUCAAAGUAACCCAUUUUCUAACACUCUCAAAAUGCCUUUACUUGUUUCAUGCCUUUCUAAAUUCCGAGACAAAUGUUGCCAGUCAUAUACCUGCGGCCAACAGGCUGGAUCAUUUAAUAAUUUCUUAUUUACCUUAAGAAUAUCUUCACUAACUUCAGUUUGUGUAUUAUUAAAUAUUGAACAUGCUCCUGGACACAAAAAACUUUUUUAAUGAUCCAGCUAAUCGUUUUUUGUCUCUUUUUCUAACUUCCUUUUUCGGUAUUGUGAAUCAAAAAGUUUCUUUCGACCAUCAGACAACUAAAUAAUUGAACUAUGAUUAAAAAUUUUGGCAAAUUGUCUAAUAUAAAAUAAUUAAAACCUACCGUUCAGUCCGUUCACAAUCACUGAAUAAAAAUAAAUCAAAUUAGACACUGAUCUUUUUCCCUAAUUCGUAAUAUCGCAAUCUUUACUCUUUGCUCUUUAGUUUUCAACUAAUCAACUUAAAUUAAAAAAGUUAAAAAUAGGCUACGCAAACUUAGAUAAACACGAAAACACGGCAUUAGAAAAAUUAAAAAAUCCCACAUUCUCAAAGUCGGCAAAGAGUCUAAGAGUCAAAAGCCAAAAGAAAAGCCGCGAUCCCUUUAUUCAAGUAAUCUUCUAAUAUAUUCUGUCAUUUUUGUGGCAAGUGACUUAUUCUUUAUUAUUACCUAUUUAUUAUCUUUCUUACGCCGCCCGAUUCGCCCGAACGCUCAACUCACUAUUUUGGUAUUGUUGUAAUAAUAUGAAAACAAUAUUUCGGAGAAAUGCCGCUACCAAAGAAAGACACUUCACGCUUUGCGACUAAAUAUUGCAUGAUAGGGUUCCGUUAUUUUUUUUUAGACACAUUUUGCCUUUUGCCGCCCCGUGUCAGUGCCGUCCGGGUGCCAUGCACCCCCGGCACGACCCUGAUCUUUGGGAAUAAUAUUGCUUUCUUUUGCCUGAAUAUUACCUUAAUAUUAUUUUCUUAAAAUAUUUUUGAAUUUUUUUCUCGAGAAAAUUAUUAGUUAUUAAACUAAUUUCAGUCUCAGGCUGAAGUUUCUGCUCAUAGUUCUAUAUAUCACAUAGAGAUGACAACAAUACACAAUUUUUUUAAAAACUUCCUAUUUCAAAUUUUUUUUAUUGAUAUUACGAUUUUUUUGUUAAGAAGUAUGUGGAAUGUCUGAAACUAUUUUAUUAUACUACUUUGAAUAAUUUAAUUCACACAAAUGAUGAAUAUUUUUUUAUUUGCGGGUUCAAAAUGAGUAAUUUUCUGUAACAACUCUUCAUUAUUGAGUUUCUCCAUUCACUCAAUGAUUUUUUGGAAAAGUUUUCUAUCAUUAGACGAAUGAAAAAUUUGUUGUUUACCUUUAUUCUGUUUACGAUCUUUAUUGCAGUAAAAACAAACAUUAAGUCGUGGAACUUCAAUGUUAUGUCAGAAAUAUCAUGAAAAACAUUAGUUUCGUUGAUACUUAAAUCACAAGUCGAGCUGAUAGCAACAUCUAAUGUUGACUGACUAUCUAAACUUGGAGCAACAUCUUCUGAAAAUACCGCACUGUUGAAACAAUAAUUAGGAUGUCUUUCGCAAUAGUUCUACUAAUAUCUACUGGAAUACUCGAUAAUAAAACGUGCGGACAAAAAUAUAAUUUUUGAAACGUUAAUGACGCAAAAAAUGUGUGUCUGUGAGACCUAUCUAAAGACAAAAAUUUUAAAAUUACGCGUUCAAUAAUUAUUUAAAAAUUCAGUCUUAUUAUCUAAACAGGUAGGAUGAGUAUUAAUAAACGCUACCGCCAGCCAGGUAGCCCAAACACCAACUGAAAGAGCAAGAAGGACGACACAUAAAAUCAGCUGACCUAAAUUUCUUGUUUUCUAAACGUUGUCAGCUUCCAUAAUAUAGAAAAACUAUUGUUGAUUUUGUUAUUUGUUCCAAUCGUUCGCGUGUCUUUCGUCAAUUAUUAAGGUAAGACUACAUGAAGGAACAGAAGUAUAAAUAAUAGAGUAUAACAGAAGCAGCAGCAGUAGCAAGCACAUUUGUGAUAAAUUGUAACUUAACCUAACCUAACCUAACAAAACCAAAAAUUUUGAAUUAUAGCAUUGUGUAAACAUUAUAUAAUGACUUUGUCAUAGAUCUAGUACUUUCAUUUUGUUGAUAGACUACAAAAUGGCAGCUGAAAAGGCGAGAAACGAUUGAACCUAACCACAAUUGAAAUGUGUUAUUGAUGAAUCAGUUAUAUAUGUAAUACCGUUGGUAUAGGAAAAAACGUCCCUACGUUACGGUGCCGACAAUAUUAAUCGACACACUUUAUCUAUACUGCACAUGCUUCAUGCACGCAAAAGAUGCGCAGAACUAACUGAAGCUCCCCGAGAGAGAACGUUACACUAUUUGUUUCACUUCAAAGUAAUCCUUUUAGAAGAAUUAUCGUUGCUCUAGGCAUUAACUUGAAAUUUAUAAGUUAAUAGAUGAUUCGCUACACUUGAUUACACCUAUUAUUUUUCUCACAAUUCUAGCUCGUUAGUAAAUCACAAAAAAUAGAAGUAGCAAAAGAGUCUACGGAAUUCAAGUAUCACAAUCAUCAGUGAGAAAUUGUAUUAGAAUAGUAACGAAAUACAAAACAAAGUCAGAAGGAAAUCAAAAUAUUCCUCUGUCAAUCUACUGAACAAUAUCUAUUUUUCUGAUUCAAUUUUAACAUGAUCUACCAUGGAAAAAUCAUCGCUGCUCUACGCAUUAAUUUGAAAUUUGAAAAUUAAUAGAUGAUUUUCCGUUAACUUCAAUAAAACAUGUAGUUAAAGUAUCUUGCCUUGUAUAAUAAAUCCUUCUAAUAUUUCAAGCUUCUAGAAAUCAGUGUAGUAUCGUAGUGUGGGAUCGUAAGGACUUUUUUCAUAUUCGAAUGCUAAUAAUUUUUGGAAUAAAUCUAUUUGUGUGGUCUUAGUUUUUCUCAUAUUUGACCAGAAAACGAAUAUCUUAUUCUUUCAAACGAAGGUUUCAACAAAAUAGUUUUGUCUUUUUGGGUAAUAGCACAAUUUUCUAUGCCAGGAAAAGUAUCGAAAUGUUUUUAUUUUGAAACUGUCGAACUCUAAUUCCAUAAUUUGUUAGAUGUAUCCCUUUAAGAUUUUUUGGAAACUAUUCGGUUUAAUACGAUCAUGAUGUCGGUCGUAAUCAUAUGAUAGGAUCCUACUAAAUGAAAAUUUAAAGUUCUUGUAAAAAAUGCUUUAAAUUUGAAAUUUCCACCAAAUAUUGGACCCGCCCGCCUUUCAAAUACUGUCAUCAAAAUCUGGUUCUAGGUUAGGUUCCACAAUCAGCCGAUAAAUGAUCUAUCUGCUCUCAAAUAAUAAUAGUGUCCGAGAAGCUCUUUUAAUGAUUUGACUUACCUGGAAUUCCAUAAGCUAAUUCAACAAGCAGAGAUUAAUCAAUUUCUAAAUGAUCAGAAAGUCUUUCAGGAGUGUGUUCUAAAUAUGGAAACGUUUCGAGACCAUAUUUCUUAUUGAAACUUUCUCGGAGGUCUCAAUUUCAAAAUCAGAUGUUACCUCCUUUUAUUUCUGAUAUUUCCGUUUCGUUUAGUUAAAAACUCUUUCUUAAUGAUAUUUGAUAUACAGCUCGCGUGUCUUUCAAAAUCUCACAAUUUUCUUACGUGUCAUACUUUUAUCGUUUUAUUCUUAACUUGUUCCUGAGAAAUGCGUUAAAGAAAUUACUGUGCCAACGCUUGUGUUGGCGUCACAGAGCUGGCAGUGUGCCCAAGGUUCAGUCGAUGCUAAAAAAUUGCUUACGUCAUUAAAAUAUAAGAAAAUGGCAUUUUCGUCAUUGUUAUUUUGUUUUUUGUUUUUGAUUAUUUUCAGCAUUCCUUUUGAGACCAGGAACAUUAGAAUUGGAUGUUUUCUCUGGCUUCUUCAAAUUUUCCAGAUCUUUUAUAAAGAGUUGAGGUUAGGUUAGGUGCUUUUCUUCCUCUAUUAGAUCUCCUUACUGCGAGAAAGUUUGGAAGUUGAUUGUACAGUUUGAAUAUUUGUAUCUUGUCUGGGUAUUGAAGACUAUGAAGGCUAUUUAGUGCACGUUUAAGACGAUAAACAUGGCAGAGGACGACAGCUGCAGAUUCUAUAGCAAGCUAUAGAGACGGUAGAAUAUUUUGCGAAGGUCCUGCUUCCUAAUAAUCUAAAUCUCAGCAUGGAAAUUUCAGUUGAAGACAUACAAUUAUAAGUUGUUUUUAAAUUGACUAUAAAGCAUCCCACAAGUUGGAGAUUUGCAUUUUUUUAUUCAAUCUCUUUACAGCUAUUUCACUUAUUUGUUCUUUCAAAUUAGCUCAACAACAUUACGAGGGUUGCUACUUAAGUUUUGAGAUAUGGCAUCACUCCAUUCGUGUACAUUCAAUAUUGCAUGAAUAUUUAUAGGAUCGUGAAAAGCGUCGAAUCAGGGAUCUAUGCAUAUGAUUCAGAAACUAAACAAUAAUUGAUUGUAUGAGUCUUUCAAGACGAACCAAAUCCAACAAAAGUUGGAACCCAAUGAUUUAUUCUUAUUUUCGCAGAUAAAAAAUAAAUUGGGAGGUCAACGUUCUUCUAGACCUGAAGAAGCGGUUGAUGCGUUUUUUGAGGUUAUCAGUGAUCGAGACCGUGUAAUCAUCCGUGUCCUGUCAAACCAUGAUAUUUGCUUCCCAUUGUCAACAAGAAAUUUCCCUCGAACAGUUUUUCUUUCUUGUAUAGAAACUGCGGUUUCUUUUGGGGGCCUUUUUAGGCAAGGCGCUAAUUCGGAGACACGUAUAGGACGUGUGAGGUAGCUUGACACGAAAGACAUGCUACACGUGCUGAGUGGUGGGAGUUUGGAUUUGAUUGACAGUCGCGACAUUUGACAAUCGUACAAAACAUUUAUAUCUAUAUCACCUAAUAAAUUUAUUCUAUCGAAGAAGAAAUAAACAGUGGACAAUUCAGUUUCGUCUUUAUAUAUUCUCGAUUUUUUGUAUCGUGAAGCUCUCCGUAUUCCCUUACCGCCUCUAGUAACUUUUCUUCUGUCAUUUUGUGAGCUCGUCAAUGUAUUCAAUUUUGUAGAUUACAAAAUUACGUGCUCUGCGUUACCUCAAACGUGCUAUACGUCUCCCAAUUUGCCUCUGGUUAGGUACAUUUUCGGUAGACAGUUGAUCGGACGAUGUACUAGGUAUGUCAACAGGAUUAGCACUUAUGUUUCUUGACACUUUGUCUUUUGUCUAUACAGGAGAAUAAGAUGAAUCAGAAGACUCAGAAUAACUUGUGCUUGCCUUGUAACUUUCCGACGAUUAUUCAAACGGCUCUUCAUCUGAUAAAAUAUCGUCCAUCAUUACUUGUAAACGUAACUGUUCAUUCUCAUAAUCACCCAUCUCACUAAUAUCACUAUCUAUUUACUUUUUUACACAAUUGAAGUUAUCUUCGUGAAUGACCAAGAUAAACUAAGCAAUUAGACGACGUAAAUUUUAUAACACGCAUUUAAGUCUUGUAGGUCUAUUCCUGAUCACUGCGAAACACGGAUGCAUCGCGUGACGCCAGCAUGGAAAUGUUGUCUUUAGGGCCGCACGAUGCACACUUGCUUCGCACUUAAAAAAUGAACUUACAGACCAAAUAAAAUCCUAUUAUGGAAUUCCAUAGCCUGGUAAUUAGGUUUAUGAAGGUUUAAAACAAAAAAAGCUCCGGGUUAUUCUUUUUGGGUAUCGGUAUGAACACUGAUUUCAGUCAUUCCUAUGGUAUAUUUCCUUGUUGGUAGAUAUUAUUUAGUCUCUUAGUGAAGUUUUUCAUGUUCGAUCCAUCUAAUGCUUCUAAUAGUUCAAUUGGUAUUCCAUCCAACCCUAGUGCUUUUCCAUUUUUGCUAUUUGUUAGUGCAUUUCUGACAUCUGAUUCUAAAAUAUCAAGACAUUCGUCAGAAAUUGGUAGAUCUAUGUCUUGUGGUCUUCUGUCCCGAAAGAGCUGUAGAAUAUAUUCUUUCCAACACCUUUUUAUAUGUUCUUCUAACUGGAUCCUUUGUUGGCUAAUCCUUGUUAUGCAUGGUAUUCUUUUCUUUGUGUUACCGGUUAAUUCUAGUAGAUGAGCAACGUAUGUCUGACUACAGAAAUAGGGAGUGUGUUAGAGAGAGAGCAGCGAGACAAUGUGUAAGAGAGAGAGAGAGAGACUUCGUUUUUGCGCAUGCGUAAAGUUAUAUAUUCGUUGCGAUUAUAACAGGUCGGUUAAAAGUCUUUGGGUUUUAAAAAUUAUAUAUACCAUUAUUAUUCGCUAAUCUUGUAACAUAAAAGUAUAACGUAUAAAUAAAAAGAGAUUUUUGUCAAUGUAAGGUAUCACGCACGUAAUCGAGACAGAUUCGUUGCGAUGAUAACAGCGGGAGCGCUGAUAUACCAGGUCGGUUAAAAGUCUUUGGGUUUUAAAAAAUUAUAUAUACCAUUAUUAUUCGCUAAUCUUGUAACAUAAAAGUAUAACGUAUAAAUAAAAAGAGAUUUUUUGUCAAUGUAAGGUAUCACGCACGUAAUCGAGACAGAUUCGUUGCGAUGAUAACAGCGGGAGCGCUAAUCUUGUAAUAUAAAAAUCUGCGGUUAACUGAUAGCGUCUUAUUACUGAAAUACAGUUAAAAGUAACGUAUACCGGGUGACUUAAAAGUAACAUAAAAAAAACAAUAAGAAUAAUAAUUAUUUAUUUAAAUCAUUGAUAACUUUAACUUUAUAAAAGUAUACAAAUUCUCUAAGAGCAUUGUGUAACAUAUCGUUUGGUGUAAUAGAACAAAAUGCGUAUAAAAUUUGUAAAGGACUUUCGGAGAAGGUAUUUUUACAGAAAUCCAAAACAUUAUAAUAAUAUUCACAAAAAUUCAAAUUUUCUAACACAGAUAUACGUUGUAUAAUUAAAUUAUUUAAUUCUAAAAUUUGCGAUACUUCUUCUUCAUCCAUGUAAUACUAAACACCAUGUUUCUUGACUAAAAUUACCUUACUGUCAUCGUAAUUCAAUGGGGUGAUGGUACAGUAAUCUCCACAUGGUAAUGAAUCAGGUUUGAACUCGUCUCCGGUAUGAAAGAUCUGUUGUGACAUUGAGAUAAAGGUAUUCCAUUCAUAAGUACUGAAAGAUAUUUUGCUGAACUUAAGAUGUUGAGAUAAGAUAACAGCAGGUGUGAAUGAUCUUGCAGGACUUAUUCCACAUUUUACUUCAUACCCCGAAAUUGGAUACUGUGUUGAAAGCAGGUAAAUGUUUUCAGACUUGACAGCAGUCUCAUAGUUUUCCAAUAUUCUAUCUAACUCUGAACUGUAGUUACUCGAAUCAGAUUCGAUGUCGACAAUACCACUAUCUUGGGAACUCAUGUUGCUAACUGGGUUUGAUAUCCAAAGCUCACUCCAAUUUAUAGAGCUCUUUCAAGGUUUUUAGCGCGGCGAACCGGGGGAAAAAAAAAUCUAUACAAUAUCAAUAUUUUCUAUCCAACUGUUGUGUUUGCUAUCCAAACCAAGCCACUUGACGUACAUUUUGUUACCCUUUCUUCUGAGCACCUUUUCAACUAAGUAAAUGUCUGGAUUCGAUGUUUUCUGUAGUUCUUCAUGAUAGAAGCAGCCGCUGAUUGGUGUACCUUGCAUGUCUUCAAGUAAAUACGUAGCAGGAUUGGUAAUUUUAACUUUGGUGAUUUUGAAUAGUUCUGUAGUCCAAUUGGGUGUAUAUCCUUUUUCAAAGACAUGCUUUGCCUUGGAUAUGCGCACAAUGUCGCCAACUUUAAAUUUUCGUGGACCGGCUAUCUUUAAAUGACUAUAGGUGUUAUUCAAAAUAGAUUUUUCGUUGGAUUUGUUGACUUGAGAAGGUUUAUAUUUUGAUGUGGAAUGUUUUGUAUUGUUAUAGUUUUGAGUUAUUUCAGGCAGAAUAUCAAUCCAUUUGUAGGUGUCAUUUAAACUGAAAUACUUGUAGAGUUUCGAUUUUAGCGUUCUUAUAACUCGCUCUGCCAUAGAGGCUUUCAUUGUACUAAAUACGCUAUAAUGAUUUAUGUUGUGUUUUCUCAUUAAAUUUUGAAAUUUGCUGUUGUAAAAUUCCUUUCCCUGAUCAGAUUGCAGAUUUUUCGGUAUUCGUCUAGUGUGAGCGAGAAUGUCCGAGAAUGCCCGAGUAAUCUCCUCUCCGGUCUUCGUUUUUAGUAGGCGUGUCCACACUAACUUUGAAAAACAAUCAAUGACGACCAGUAUCAUUUUAUGAUUCCUAUUUUGUGAUGCAAAAUUCCUCAUCUCCGCAAGAUCCAUUUGCCAAAGAUCGACAAGACCCUUAAUAAUAGUGCGUCUCCGAGGAAAUUUUUUCCGUAUCGGUUUGUGGAGUUCGUUUACAAGAUGAAUUUUUUCUUUACAUACAUAUUAUGACGUACUACCAGCUAGCUUCAGCUCCAGACUGUUAAUGCGGUUAACGGUAUUCGUAUUCAUAACCUUAAUAUUGUUUACAAUGCCCGAAACGUUAGUUUUCAUAUCAGAGACGGAUCUGAUAUUUUCUGUAAUUUCUUUUUGUAACUCACGUAUGCUCUCAACACACAUGUUAAUAGAAGCAGUGAAUUCUUUUCGAAUAAAUAUUUUGGCUGCAACAAUUGAAUUGUCAACGUAUUUCUUCGUAGCCACAUCCUUAGCUGCUACAGGGGGAUUUCGCGAAAUAAAUGUAUCAAUUUCGUUAGUUUUAUUUUGUAAGUUAGUAAUGUGCGCCUGUAAUAUGGGGAUCUUCGUCUUAUGAAGCUCAUUUCUCAUUUCGUUCAAUCCUACAGCUAAAUCCUUUAUAUCACGGUCUUGUUGCUGCAGCUCCACACCAUGUGCUUGAAUUAAUGGCGAGUUGAUAGCACGUAGGUCAUUCAACUGGACAUCAACAUAUUUUUUUUGUUGCAGAAUCACUAUUUGUUGUCGGUUCCUUAACAUUACAAAUUUUCAUAUUUUCAAUAUCAAUAUUACCGUCCUGUGUAUGAGGAAACGUAAUUUUCACUGGUAAACGCGCGUAGGGCGUUUGAUGUCUAUGUCCGAAUUUAUCGACUGGCAUAAUUAAAAUGAACAAGUUUCAACUUAUUCUAUUAUAUCAGCCUCCUUGAGUUCAUUGAUAAUUGCUACUAUUUCGUUGUCGUGUGACGUGUUACCUGCCUCUUUUGAAGCAAUCAACAACUUCAAACGUUCCACCAAUUCAUUCGCAUCAUCCCAAUAAAUAUACUCCAUAGGUUUAUCAUUAUAUCUUAAACGAUCGAUGCCUUUUCCUUUUGCUGAAGGAAUCGAUUUUAGACGAGUCAAUACCUGCGACGAUCUAUUCGUCGUCGUUAGAGAUUUUGUUUUGAAUAAAGGUUUUAUGAUGUAGUGAUAUUUUUCAGUACUUGACUCCUUAAGACGAUCUAACGUGUCUAAAUGAACUUCAGUUGUUGUCAAAAGAUUUUUAUAGUUCUGUAAAUCUUGAUCAUUAUAACUGGGGUCUCGGUAAAAUAGAAGCUCAUACAAGCCUGGUGUUCCAAUUACAUAUCUUCCUCCUUUGUUUUUCUCAGGUAGUAUGUUUAUAUUACCGGUUUUUCCAUCAAAUGCAAUUCGACGUUUGCCUAAUGACCAACCGAUUUCAUCGUUGUAUAUCGGACCAUAAUUUUUAUCAAUUUUAUCAUCUUUUUGGAAGUAAUCUUCAAUGAACUGAUGACUGAUGGCUGGAUAUUGGUCCAAAUAGUCUGCGAAAGCUUCCUGGGAAAUUUCGGGGCGCAUCUCUUCUGGAGAUUCAGAACGUGUAAUAUUUCCGGAUUCAUCGGUUUCGGCCACCGGUUCCGUUUCGAGAAAAGGUGUAAACACAUCAUCAGGUUCUUCCUUCUUUAUUUCCUCUUUUGGAUUUAAAUUUGUAAUCGUUUUUUGUAAUGUCUUUGAGGAUUGCACAAUUUCUUCAAGUGGUUUAGAUAUCGGCUUGAAUAGUUUAUUAAUAGACUCAUCUUGCUCUGAUUUACCUAAUUUCAACGACAAGUAUUUUUUCGGUUCGGACACUUUUUUCUUGCGCAAUGCAUUAGCAACCUUAUCGUCAGACAUUUUGGUAUGGACUAAAGAUGCAGCUUACAAUUUUAUAUAUUUAUCGAAUCCUUUGCGAUACCUACCACCAUUAAGGGUAAAAUCCUUCAUAAUUACCAAAGUACUAUAGCGAUCACACCAACACUUUGAACACACAUUUUUGAAUGUGUCAAACGUCAUGUCUGGAGAUACGUGUUCGUCGAAUAUAUGUUUCAAGUUCACCUCAUCCUGCUUGAAUAACACAAUAACAUUACAAUUGUCGCGAAUAAGCUGUUUCGGUAUUUUUGAGUAUGUUUGACAAAGAUAUGCAGCAUCAAUAUCUUUAUGUCCACACAUGGAGUAGUAUUCACGAAUUUUCUGCUGACCGUCACAGGCUACGUCAUCGAAUAAAAAGAUGGAAUUUGGUCGAGCUUUCUCUGGACUAAUUAUUUCCUCAUUGUCUUUAAAUGGGAAAUACCCAACACCCUUGACUUGCGCUAUAACUUCUUGUAGCAAUUGAUACUUUGGUUGAAAUAACGAUUUUGAAUAGACAUAAACAUUUUUGAAUUUCGCGCCAUUUGGAUUGAAUAGGAGCGCCAGCACGACGUUCGUCUUACCACACCCACUGGGGCCACAUAUAAUGGCACGGAAAGAAUUUGGCAACAAUUUACCAUGUUUGCCAACAGUUGGUGUUGAGGUGAAAUCCAGAUUUUCAAUGGGUAUAGUCUGCUCUUGUUGAAUUAUUUUCAUUGUGUGUGUCGUUUUUCGUAGUACUACUCUUUAAAUAUAGGUGUCACCAAUUAAGCGUGUCAGUCUUAAUGUUGGUGUUUGAAGGAGAGGGUAUUUUGAAUUCUCUCAUCAAUAAACUACCUAUUGAACUUCACUUACCUAGCUAUCAGUACUGUGGACGUAAGUAAACCACCCCAACACCCUUUUUCCGAAAAAAUUUUUUUUUUUAGCUGGUACAAAAUUGGAAAAACGUCUUGAUCGUGGAGAUCCGGGCAUCAACCCCUUGGACGCUGCUUGUAAACAACACGAUAUUUCUUACUGGAAGAAUAAGUCUCUCGAAGAACGACACAAAGCCGAUCAGAUACUUGAAGAUAAAGCUUGGGCACGCGUCAAAUCAAAAGACGCUUCACUGGGAGAGAAAGCUGCUGCAUUACUUGUAACAGGCGGAAUGAAGGUGAAAAGAAAGCUGGGAAUGGGUUGUCGUCGCAAACGUCGUUCCUUGCAUCGAGAUGUUAUUCUGAAAGUGGGAAAGUCAUUGAAGAGAGGAACAUCUUUGAAAGACACCGCAACGUUUGCCUUACGAGCAGCCAAAGCACUUAUUAAAGAAUUUGGUGGCAAAAAAGAAGUCGAGGUUCCUCGAGUAAUACCUGUAGCGAAAUCCGGAGACUACAUUUACGUUCGAGGACAACAAAAAGUCGAGUUUCUGCAAAAGAAAUGUCACAUUUUCGGUAUUUUUCCACAUAUUAUUGACGUUUGCAAAUUUGAUGGUACACCCUGUGAAACUGGAAACUUUGCUCAAGAUCCAAACCCCUGUCACGCAUCUGGACUAUUUUCAUGUACUGAAAGAAA